Messenger RNA from Trichosurus vulpecula (common brushtail), 1212 nucleotides. RefSeq names its product serpin family B member 11 (gene SERPINB11). The transcript is spliced from 7 exons. NCBI's taxonomy places the organism in Eukaryota, Metazoa, Chordata, Mammalia, Diprotodontia, Phalangeridae. Gene Ontology annotation, molecular function: serine-type endopeptidase inhibitor activity. Gene Ontology annotation, biological process: negative regulation of endopeptidase activity. Bases 1 to 1212 code for a protein of 403 amino acids. The record is from RefSeq and is a predicted model, not a curated record.
AUGAACUCUCUCAGUACAGCUAAUGUCGAAUUUGGCUUGGAUGUUUUUAAAGAACUGAGCAGGAACCAUGUUGAGGACAAUGUCUUCUUUUCCCCUGUGAGUUUGUUCUAUGCCCUGAGUAUGCUUUUUCUGGGUGCCCGAGGCAACAGUGCAGCACAAAUGGGAAAGGUGUUACACGUUAGUUAUAUGAAGGAAUCAUCCAAUCUAGAGCUUGAGGAAUCUUCCAAGUGUGGCAUAACUGGAGGGAUACAUUCAGAGUUUCCAGCACUAUUCUCUCAGAUCAGCCGGUCGAACAGUAAUUACACAGUCAGCAUCGCCAACAAACUCUACGGUUCAAAGAAUAUUGAAUUAAAUCCACAAUAUUUAAGUUGUUCAGAAAAGUUCUACCAAUCCAAUCUGCAGACGGUAGAUUUCCAGCACAAUCUAGAGGAAACCAGGAAAAUGAUCAAUGCUUGGGUUGAAAGUAAGACCAAUGGAAAAAUCAAGAACCUGUUUAAUAAAGGAACACUUGACACUUCUACUGUUAUAGUCCUGGCGAAUGCUAUCUACUUUAAAGGACAGUGGCAGAGUAAAUUUCAGGAAGUAGAGACAACUAAAAUGCUCUUUAAGCUAAGAAAGGGUCAGACUGUACCUGUGCAGAUGAUGCGUCAAAUCGGAACAUUUAAAGUGGCUCUCAUAAAAGAACCUCAGAUGCAAGUCCUUGAGCUUCCAUAUGCUAGUGGAGAUCUAAGCAUGAUUAUACUUCUUCCAAAAGACACAGAGCAGAUAGAACAGAUUGAGAAACAGCUCAACUUGAAGACAUUCCAAAAGUGGACCAAUUCUUUCAUGACAGAGAAAGAAGUUGAUGUUCAACUUCCCCGAUUCAAACUUGGAAUUAAAUAUGAGCUAAAGUCUCUGUUAAAAACACUAGGGAUGACAGAUGUUUUUGACAGUGUGAAAGCUAACCUUUCUGGACUAUCUCUAACUGGACCCUUAAGUUUAUCAAAAGUUAUCCAUGAAUCCUUUAUAGAUGUUAAUGAAGAGGGCACAGAGGCAUCUGCAGCAACAGGGGUGGAUAUUGUUAUAAAGAGGCUUCCUCUUCGGGUCUCUUUUGUGGCUGACCACCCUUUUCUUUUCUUCAUAAAGCACAUUUAUACCAACACAAUUCUCUUCUGUGGCAGGUUCUCCUCUCCACAAAAAAGGGGAGGGGGUGGUAGUGUCAGUCAGGGCUAG